AUGGAAAAGUGCAUCAUCCUGAAGUCCCGCUGCUCUGAACACCGGGGUGUCGUUUUGCAUGAACAUGUUCGUUCUCUCGGCCCCAGUGGGAAGAAGUUCCGGAGCAAACCCCAGCUGGCACGGUACCUGGGGGGUUCCAUGGACCUGAGCACCUUUGACUUCCGGACGGGCAAGAUGCUGAUGAGCAAGAUGAACAAGAGCCGGCAGAGGGUCCGCUAUGACUCGUCCAACCAGGUCAAGGGCAAGCCCGACCUGAACACGGCCCUCCCCGUCAGGCAGACGGCAUCCAUCUUCAAGCAGCCAGUGACCAAGAUCACCAACCACCCCAGCAACAAGGUGAAGAGUGACCCCCAGAAGGCCGUGGAGCAGCCUCGGCAGCUUUUCUGGGAGAAGAAGCUGAGUGGCCUCAAUGCCUUUGACAUCGCCGAGGAGCUCGUGAAGACCAUGGACCUGCCCAAAGGCCUGCAAGGCGUGGGGCCUGGCUGCACGGAUGAGACCCUGCUGUCGGCCAUCGCCAGUGCCCUGCACACCAGCACCAUGCCCAUCACCGGGCAGCUCUCGGCCGCCGUGGAGAAGAACCCCGGGGUGUGGCUCAACACGGCCCAGCCCCUCUGCAAGGCCUUCAUGGUGACCGAUGAGGACAUCAGGAAGCAGGAGGAGCUGGUGCAGCAGGUGCGCAAGCGGCUGGAGGAGGCGCUGAUGGCUGACAUGCUGGCCCACGUAGAGGAGCUGGCCCGGGACGGCGAAGCGCCGCUGGACAAGCCCGGCGCCGACGAGGACGAGGACGAGGACGAGGACGAGGACGAGCCCGACCAGGACCAGGAGAUGGAGCACGUCUAAAGCAGAGGCCCCGUAGAGCCCUGCCUGCAGGGAGCCUCCUGCAGACUCCGCCUUCUCCACGCUCGGACCACGCUCUGUGGCCCGGCCCAGGACGAUGGCGGCCCCUCCUAGGCCCUCCCAGGCGUGUCCCCUCCCCUGGGCCCACGGGGGCACGGCUGGAGGGCAGCCCCUGCCUGACGGGCCCCCCACGUUGGCUCUUCUCUGAAGGGCCUGGGUCCGGAAGUGUCCGCCGGCCCCGGGCCCGCCUGCAGGAGGCCCCCCUUGGAGCUGUCACUCCACCUGGACUCGGGGCC
This is a messenger RNA of Neomonachus schauinslandi (Hawaiian monk seal), 1133 nucleotides long. RefSeq names its product methyl-CpG binding domain protein 3 (gene MBD3). The coding region runs from base 1 to 840 and encodes 279 amino acids. Gene Ontology annotation, molecular function: DNA binding. The record is from RefSeq and is a predicted model, not a curated record. The transcript has 8 exons. Lineage: Eukaryota; Metazoa; Chordata; Mammalia; Carnivora; Phocidae.